Molecule: messenger RNA, 826 nt
Organism: Nicotiana tabacum (common tobacco)
Lineage: Eukaryota; Viridiplantae; Streptophyta; Magnoliopsida; Solanales; Solanaceae
Source: RefSeq, a predicted model, not a curated record
UUUAUGUUUAACUUAUACAUUGUUAACCGAUAAAUUAUGUUAGAAAACCCUAAUAUGCAUAGGUAUUUUCCUUUUCCCUUUCCACGUCCUAAAAUAACAGUAGUAUAUCAUUUGGAGUAACAAUUUCCACGUCCUAAAAUAACAGUAGUAUUAUCAUUUGGAGUAUAUCUUGGAACUAGCGAGCAUGAAGACAGUGACUUCCUUACAGUACUGCUACAGGAUCACAUUGGAGGCCUUCAGGUUCUUCAUGACAGUUGCUGGGUUUGAUGUUCCUCCUGUUUCUGGUGCUCUAGUAGUAAAUGUUGGUGAUCUUUUACAGCUUAUAUCAAAUGACAAGUUCACGAGCAUUGCACACAGAGUUCUGGCAAGUCGUGUUGGUCCAAGAGUAUCAGUGGCCUGUUUUUUCACCACCGGUCACUCAUUAUCAUCGAGAGUUUAUGGACCAAUUAAGGAGUUGUUAUCAGAAGAUAAUCCUGCGAGGUAUAGGGAAACUACUAUUAUGCAACAGGGAUUGGAGGCAAAUCUGCUUUGUCAGAUUUUAGGAUCUGAACAAGGCAGAAACGAUUUGUUAGUCUGUAACUGUCAGAUCCUACAAUCAGUUAAAUGUAACAGUUCUGCUGGACUUAGCUAUAGAAAUGGAUCUGCAAUGACUUUGAUUUUUAUUCUACAGUUAAAACUUCCAUGCAAGAUAAUAUGAGCAACAAAAACCAAAGAUCAAAUUGUGCUCACAAAAAAUCCAAUGUUGAGUAAAGGCAAAGGUAAAAGCCAAUGUUAAUCUAGUUUGACCAUUUGAUCAUACAUGUACUUGUGCUCAAAAAAAAAAAAU